This is a messenger RNA of Glarea lozoyensis ATCC 20868, 765 nucleotides long. RefSeq lists its product as uncharacterized. The record is from RefSeq and is a predicted model, not a curated record. Lineage: Eukaryota; Fungi; Ascomycota; Leotiomycetes; Helotiales; Helotiaceae. Bases 1 to 765 code for a protein of 254 amino acids. The transcript has 6 exons.
AUGUCUAACGCUCGAAGCUUCAAAUACUUGCCAAUCUUGGUCCAGGACGAAGAAAGUGAAAAAGACUUUAUCCACCGCCCCAAACGAAUCAUUCCGGCAAAUUUGUUGAAGUUUACUUGCCUUCUAAUCGUUGCAUUGCCGUAUGCUCACAUCCUAUGGCCAAAAGAACACUCAGUGUUAGUGGUCAUUGAGAAUGACGAGAUGUUUCUUACAACAGAUCCGUUUGUGAAUGAUAGUGAAGACCAGCUCAAUCCCCCUUGGGACGAACUCUACGUCGGAAGUUGGGUUGCAAUAGAAUAUCCUUCCAUUGUUGGGACUCCGCCUCCUGGCAUGAGAAUGAAUGAGGUAGCAGCUGAACCGCAUAAGUGGGCAGAAGAGAGUGAGGGUUACGGAGUCGCUGUCAUGCAUCAAAUCCACUGCAUUAUGACUAUCAAGCAUGCUCUGUACGAUCUAUCAUGUGUCAUGCCGAUCUUACACUCGAACACCCCGAAGACAGAGGAAGUACGCAGGGUCUUUCAGGUUGGGGUAACACUCACUUUUGCCGCGACUGGCCCAGCGUUGUUCAAUCCAUUCGGGAUAGAGCAAUUGAACGUACUGCUGAAGGUUGGAUUAGGGCAACGACAUCCGGCACAGGAAAGAUUGAUCAUAGCCAGCAUGGGUGAAGGUCAGCAGGCUGUCGGUAAAGCUGUGUAUGCAGUGCUUUCCGUGGAGCCUCAACCACAAAAUGCUUAUUUGCGAAAGCAUUUUAAGGUAAUGGAAUUGUAA